AUGGGCAAGAACAAGCCGACAUGGGACCCCUCGACCGACUGCGGCGACUACGUCGUCGUCACCAACUGCGCGGCCCUCCACGUGACGGGCCGCAAGAUGUGGCAGAAGACGUACUACCGCCACACGACGCGGCCGGGCUCGCUGCGCAGCGUCACGAUGGACGUGCUCAUGGCCAAGCACGGCGGCGCCGAGGUGCUGCGCAAGGCCGUCAGCGGCAUGCUGCCGAAGAACAGGCUCAGGGACAAGAGGCUGGCGCGGCUCAAGGCCUUCGAGGGCGACGCGCACCCGUACAAGCAGAACGUCAUUCGGUUCGGCGAUGUCAAGGUUGGGGAGACGGGAUGGGAGGAGGCCGCCAAGGCGAUUCGCGAGGACGGGCUGAAGAGGGUGUAG
Molecule: messenger RNA, 390 nt
Organism: Verticillium alfalfae VaMs.102
Lineage: Eukaryota; Fungi; Ascomycota; Sordariomycetes; Glomerellales; Plectosphaerellaceae
Product: mitochondrial 54S ribosomal protein YmL23
Exons: 1
Coding region: 1-390 (129 amino acids)
Biological process (GO): negative regulation of translation; translation
Cellular component (GO): ribosome; mitochondrial large ribosomal subunit
Molecular function (GO): structural constituent of ribosome; mRNA binding
Source: RefSeq, a predicted model, not a curated record